Lates calcarifer (barramundi perch) is the source of this 4688-nucleotide messenger RNA. RefSeq names its product WD repeat domain 26a (gene wdr26a). Gene Ontology annotation, molecular function: protein binding. Bases 381 to 2183 code for a protein of 600 amino acids. Gene Ontology annotation, biological process: proteasome-mediated ubiquitin-dependent protein catabolic process. Lineage: Eukaryota; Metazoa; Chordata; Actinopteri; Centropomidae. The record is from RefSeq and is a predicted model, not a curated record. Gene Ontology annotation, cellular component: GID complex. The transcript is spliced from 14 exons.
ACAGACCGGCGUGAAGGAAUUUCCGCCAACGUCAUCGCGUAUGUCCAUAACAAGGCUGCAGCUGUCUGAGAGCAACAAUAACAAGCUCUAACCAACAACUUAACCGCGGCUUCAACCAUACCUGACAGCGCUGGAGAUCGCCAACUUUCAUAAAAUGCGGCUGUCGAAAUAAUUCUGGCCUCCGUUCGUUCGUCCUCCAGGCCGAAAACCGGGUCAUCGUCACCGCGAAACAAACACGGAGACUCGGCCGCAGGGGGAACAAGGCAGUUCGGGGCUGCAUCUGGGUUAGUGGGCCUGCAGUACCGGUGGUUUUGUUAUUCCCGCAGUGCGCCCGUCGGUGGUUUGUAUAGACAUCGCGUCAGUUGUAUAAACCGCGGAACAUGCAGGCUAACGGGGCAGGACAGGACCGAGAUUCAGAACUGUCCUGCCGAAACGGUGCACAAAACGGUGAGUCGUCCUCCACCGGGGCAGCUCACUCCAACGGACUAGUGUCUGUCACCAACAAUGGAAACACUGUCAGCAACAACAACGGAGUGUCAGCCCAGCCCGCGGCCAACAACAGCAGCAGCACGGCGGACGUGAAGAAGAAGAAGCGCCUGUCUCAGUCUGAGGAGGAUGUCAUCAGGCUCAUAGGACAACACCUACACGACCUGGGUCUCAAUCAGACGGUGGACCUCCUAAUGCAGGAGUCUGGCUGCAGACUGGAGCACCCCUCUGCCACCAAGUUCCGCAAUCAUGUCAUGGAAGGAGAGUGGGACAAGGCUGAGAGUGAUCUGAAUGAGCUGAAGGCACUGAUGCAUUCUCCCAGUGCUAUAGUGCGAAUGAAGUUCCUGCUGCUGCAGCAGAAGUACCUGGAAUAUCUAGAGGACGGGAAAGUCCUGGACGCCCUGCAGGUCCUCAGAGCAGAGCUCACUCCUCUUAAGUACAACACGGAGCGGAUCCACAUCCUGAGCGGGUACCUGAUGUGCAGUCAUACAGAGGACCUGCGAGCGAAAGCAGAGUGGGAAGGCAAAGGCAUGGCAUCCCGAACAAAGCUGCUGGACAGGCUCCAGACCUACCUGCCUCCCUCAGUGAUGCUACCCCCUCGCCGCCUGCAGACUCUGCUGAAGCAGGCGGUGGAGCUGCAGAGGGAGCGCUGCCUCUACCACAACACCAAGCUGGACAGUGGACUGGACUCUGUGUCCCUGCUCCUGGACCAUGCCUGUAGCCGGAAACAGUUCCCUUGCUACACUCAACAGAUUCUGACUGAACACUGCAAUGAAGUCUGGUUCUGCAAGUUCUCCAAUGAUGGCACAAAACUGGCAACUGGGUCCAAAGACACCACAGUCAUCGUGUGGCAUGUCAACGUGGAAACCCAGCAGCUGAAGUUGAUUAAGACUCUAGAGGGUCAUGCUUAUGGUGUUUCGUACCUGGCGUGGAGCCCUGAUGAUGCCUAUCUGAUAGCCUGUGGUCCUGAUGACUGCUCUGAGCUGUGGCUGUGGAAUGUACAGACGGGGGAGUUACGAACCAAGAUGAGUCAGUCUCAUGAGGAUAGCCUGACCAGCGUGGCCUGGAAUCCAGAUGGCAAACGCUUCGUCACUGGCGGCCAGAGAGGCCAGUUCUACCAGUGUGACUUAGAUGGAAACCUGCUGGACUCGUGGGAAGGAGUGCGGGUGCAGUGCCUGUGGUGUCUGAGUGACGGCAGGACCGUCCUCGCAUCCGACACCCACCAACGUAUCCGAGGAUACAACUUUGAAGACCUGACGGACAGAAACAUUGUGCAGGAGGACCAUCCCAUCAUGUCUUUCACUGUUUCCAAAAAUGGAAGGUUAGCUCUGCUCAAUGUUGCUACCCAGGGAGUGCACCUAUGGGACUUGCAGGACCGAGUGCUGGUGAGGAAGUACCAAGGGGUCACCCAGGGCUUCUACACCAUCCACUCCUGCCUCGGAGGGCACAAUGAAGACUUCAUCGCCAGUGGCAGUGAAGACCACAAAGUUUAUAUCUGGCACCGGCGCAGUGAGCUGCCCAUCGCAGAGCUGACUGGUCACACCCGCACAGUCAACUGUGUAAGCUGGAACCCCGUACUGCCCGGCCUGCUGGCAAGCGCCUCCGACGACGGAACUGUCCGAAUCUGGGGACCUGCCCCCUUCCUGGAUGUUCAGGAUGGAGAGGUGCUUGAUGAAUGUUGCAGCAUGGACAGCUGAUGAUUAACUGGUGCUCUGAACCCGACGAGCGUUAAGACUCUGUAGACACUUGAAUGGAUGAAACGGGGAAAGCUUUGGUGAUUGGACAGCUGCUUCCUGGAGGCAGGGCUGGCAGUGCUCCAUGUCAGGAUGUCACAACACAGAGAUGUCAGGCUUAGUCACAUUACUGAUAGCAGAGCCGGCCGGGUGAAGCUUGGCUCCAGGACCUGUCCCAACUCCUCCUGUUUGGACCCGUUCCCUCAACACCAUCCAGGACCACCCACCUCCUCUUAUUUAUUAUUAGCUACAUUAUUUAUUCACGAGUAGUUCAUUGACUAGUGCUAGGCUGUGACAUAGCAGCGCCUGGUGGAGGGUGUGUGUGCUUAGUGUUCUUCAGUCCUGUGUCUGAGCUGCUCACAUGAAGAAGAAGCUUUAGGUCUUUCCCUCUUUCACCUUCUGAACCUUUUAAGAGAUUUUACCUGCAGGAACAUUUGUUGGCCGUAACACACACUUGAAGAAAAGGACCUUUUAAAUGCAUAAUUCUACAUUAUCUUGUCUUUUUUAUGCAAAACACAUUUUUUGUUUUUUCCCUUCAGCUUUCCUGUAUGUAUCCAGAGAAAGACAGUAUUUGGUGAGCAUGUUGCAUAGGAUUGCACAGGACAUGGUUGAUGGCUAAUGUGUGUUUUACACUUGCAGUACACCCUUCUAUAUCUAUUAAAAUAUGUUGAGUGGUUGGCUGCCUUCUGAGAGUAUACAGCAGCUGAUGAAUGGAAACCUAAAGAGUUCAGAUGAUUAUCUGUCAACCCUUACCUCUGCAUAUGGAUUAUGUGAGUGUAGUCUCCUUCAUGCUGUCAAUGUGGAUUUCCUGUUUUUUUUCUGUUACAUCUUUGCUCUGGCUUCACUGUUUGCUCUCUGUUCUGUUGCUGCCUCUCUCUGCAUACAAACAGCAGUCUUUAUAUGAAUUUAUUUUCAUUUGGGUUAGUUGUUACAUGUUCUAAGUCUCAUUUAUCACUGUGGUUUUUUUUAUAUUUACUAGAAGGUGGGCUGAAACAUUUAAAGAGACACCCUGAUUUCUUACUGUACUCAGUGGAGCCCCCAGACCCCCAGCUCAACUGUCAGCUGUUUGAAAAGAUAAAGCUGAUGUUAUACCAGAACAGACAAUGUGUUGGUCAGUUUCUCACAAUUCACAACUGGCUUUAAGCCCAUCUGUUCCUACUGACAUGAAUUUUUAAUUUUUAAAAGUCUCUGUCAUUUCCUCAAACAACUGCUCUGUGUAGUUUUUUUACUCAAACAGAGGGACUAUUUUCAGCAGUGGAUUAAUCCACAGUUGGGGUUAUGUAUUUGUGGCAACAGGGCAGUGUGUGUGAGACUGAGUCAAAUAAACUAGUGUGUGCUCAGACUGGUGAAGGAACAGUGAUGUGUUUUUAAUCAUUUUUGGAAACAAUGGAGCUCUGUGGCCCAGAUGAAUCAGAUAUCUCAGACACAUGCACACACACAGUACUUGUUAGUAGUAGACAAUCAGUGUUUUUUGGUCAGUACAUGAGGUGUGUUCAUGAUUUAAAAAAAUUAAAAGUACAUUUUCAGCCUUGUCCUUUCAACGUGUGACCAGUGAGCUGUGAGGACACAGUAACAAAAUUAUGGAGUGUAUCUUUAGCAGUCAGUGUGUAACACAUUUGCACUCAAGUGUAACAUAAAGUUAUUAUGAACUUCUACAAAGUGUUUCCUUUCAGAGUCAAAAGAACAAUCUUGCCUGAUAUGAUGUUUUAUGUAAUAUGUGCUGUAUAUUUGUAUGUUAUGGCAUGUAUUAUGAGGCGUGUACAAAUAGCAGACAGGAGGAAGUGUGUGUUUCAGGGUUCCCACACCUGUUUUAUACUGUCAGAUUUUUUUAAAAAAAAGUUUCUGCUGCUUCAGCAGCUCUUCAUACCACAUUUUCUUGACUGGACUAUUGAAAUGUAAAGCAGCAAGUUAACAUUUACACCCGUGAACAUAAAACAUUUGUUUUGAGAUUCAGCCUAAAUCUGUCAUAUUGUGGUGACAUUUUUCCAAACUGCUUCUACAGAUUGUGUUGACAAGUUUAUUCAAGUGAGAAUUAUUCUUCCAAAAGCUCUGUGGUCCUGGAUGGUAUCUAUACAGCCUGUACAGACUGUAGGAAUCCUGUUUUUCUGCUCAGGCACCAUCACAGCCACCACCAGCUUUAAUUCCGCCAUCACAGAACACAUGCACAGUGGCACACAACAAUAGAUGUCACACACACACUUGAGUCAAUCACAGAUGUGUUCUAGCUUCUGCUUCUGCGACUGACUAGUUUGUUUCUUCUGAGUAUUUUAGGCUUCUCUUAUUUUCUCUUCUCACCGUAAGAAGCCAAAUUAGGAACUUAAUUUGCUUGCAGGCAGUUUCUGCCCCAAACAUUUUACAUUUUAAAUGUGUUAUUACAAAAAGUGAUUGUACUGUUCUGUGUUGUUCUGUAGGAGAAGUGUUAUGUAUGCAUAUUUUAAAUAAAGCAUUCAGGGUUUUAAAAUGUUUAAA